ACGUUCAAAAUAUUUGAAUGCCCGUGAAUAUCUUACAAUGUCACUCUUGCUAAAACCUAAAUAAAUAGUUUCAGGGGGAAAAGCCUGUUCAACUAUCUUAACCCAAGGUGCUUACUAUGGUCAUUCGUGGUGUUGAAUUAAAGUGGUGGAUUUUUGAAAAUCAUUAGUGAAAUCGCAACGAAAUACUGUCCACCGAAAGAAAGCACUUUUGAUCGAAACAUGAUUGAAAUAGCAAGUGUUGUGGUGUUCUUUUGCUCUUUUAACGUUUUGGAGGCUACAACACCAAUGACAACUUUACCUCCCACAACACCUCCACCAUUGAAUGCCAUUUAUAUGAAAUAUGCAGCGUCGCAACAUCGUCAUGAUAAAAAAUUGGAUGCGAAACCUCUAGUAGUUUAUAAAGAUGUGUCCCGACCACAGUGUUUGGGCUUGUGCUUACAGAGGCAGACAGGAGGGAAGUCAAAGAUUUGUCGCUCUUUCAAUUUUGUCAACCGAACCUGCUUCUUACUCAAUACUUACGUUUGCGACGGGGAGAAAGAGCUCAAAGAUGCCCCCGGUUACAGUUAUUUUGAUCUAGUAGAAGAUUAUUGGUUAGAGAAAGAAUUCAUCAGAUCUAAACAAUGUGAAACAAAAGGGAAAUGCUCUGCAAAAUGCAGAAAAUUCAAGUUGUACAAAACUCCACUUUCUUGGCAAGAAGCUCAUGCCGCUUGUCGUGCCGAAGAAGCCUUUUUGGCGAUGCCGAAGAAUCCGUAUGACCACGAGACUCUUAUUACGAUGAUGAAGAAAGGCAACAUUCUCCAGACGUGGAUUGGUGUUCGAAAACGGGAAGGUAUUUUCUACUAUGAUAAUGGGGCCUUGCUAGGCAACUAUACUGUCUGGGGUCCCGACCAGCCCAAUGAUAGCGGAGGCACUCAGCAAUGCGUGCAGAUGAUGAACGAGAUGGACUACAUGUGGAACGACUUCGACUGUGCCAGACCUGUUGGUUACAUCUGCCAGUAUGUCUGGUAGAGGAAGAUUUGCACGUAGUUUCGAACUGCUCCACUAUUUAAACUGUAGUUAAAAAUGUAGCAGUCAUGUAAGAUUUAGUAUAUCUCUACGAAAACGGUAUUGUUCAAACCGAAUCUAAAAGUGUCUUGGCUCAUACUGUUCAGUUCCUUUUUUUUGUUUUUACUCUGUAUUUUUAGAGUUUUUGAAAAUCUACGAGCAGUGAUUUAGGUUUCGUUUUUUCGUUGCAACUGAGCUAUUUUUCACUGAAUAAAAUAGAAGUGAUC
Messenger RNA from Uloborus diversus, 1271 nucleotides. RefSeq lists its product as uncharacterized. Lineage: Eukaryota; Metazoa; Arthropoda; Arachnida; Araneae; Uloboridae. The record is from RefSeq and is a predicted model, not a curated record. The transcript is spliced from 5 exons. The coding region runs from base 220 to 1008 and encodes 262 amino acids.